GUAUUAUAUUUUUGUAAGGCCUUCGAUAAACACGAUCAUGACUUCCUUCGCCUUCAUUUUUGUUUGUGUUCAACUUUGCUUGAUUCAGAAUGCCUUCAGUCAAUGCUUGGGCGCUGGACCACUGGGCCCUGGUUAUGGUUACGGACCUGGCGUUGCUCCAGCAGUUGCAGCUGGCUUAGCUGGCCCUUAUGGCUUGGGGGCUGGUCUAGCUGCUUCACCGUUCGGCUUAGCUCCAACCGCUCUUGAAUUGGGUGCUCCCGGACCAUACGGCUUCGCUCCAGCUGCUAUUGAAAUAGCGACUGGAUAUGGUGGCACUGGUAUUGGUGACGUUGCCGUUGCUGGUGAAAUGCCAGUCGCUGGUACUACACUCGUCGCUGGACAAGUACCGAUCCUUGGUGCCGUGCACUUCGCUGGUGAUCUACCAGCAGCUGGUGUGGUUACAAUCUCUGGCAGUUGUGGCUGUGGAUGCGGUGGUCCUUACUAUUAUUAA
Messenger RNA from Nymphalis io (European peacock), 490 nucleotides. Its product is annotated as chorion class CA protein ERA.1-like. The record is from RefSeq and is a predicted model, not a curated record. Gene Ontology annotation, biological process: multicellular organism development; chorion-containing eggshell formation. Lineage: Eukaryota; Metazoa; Arthropoda; Insecta; Lepidoptera; Nymphalidae. Gene Ontology annotation, molecular function: structural constituent of egg chorion. The transcript is spliced from 2 exons. Gene Ontology annotation, cellular component: egg chorion. The coding region runs from base 38 to 490 and encodes 150 amino acids.